Molecule: messenger RNA, 6279 nt
Organism: Onychostoma macrolepis
Lineage: Eukaryota; Metazoa; Chordata; Actinopteri; Cypriniformes; Cyprinidae
Gene: mrc1b
Product: mannose receptor, C type 1b
Exons: 31
Coding region: 29-4366 (1445 amino acids)
Molecular function (GO): signaling receptor activity
Source: RefSeq, a predicted model, not a curated record
UCAGCCAAAGACAGAGGAUGACACUGGAAUGAACCUAGCAGCAGCACAAAAUACAUUUUGGAUCAAGAUGAAAAUAAUAACAGUAGUGAUUUUGCUCAUAUUACAUUUAGCAAACUGCUUUGCACAGUCAGGAGGAAACUUUCUAAUAUAUAAUGCGGAUUGUAACAAAUGCAUGACCAGCUACCUGGAACGGCUUGCCACCUGUGACCCACACAGUAGCACACAACAGUUUCGCUGGAUUUCAAAGAAUCGCAUUUUGAACACUUUCACAAAGAAAUGCCUUGGAGUAGGAAGUAAAACAGUGGGCAAAAAACUGCAGUGGCUGCUUUGUGAAGAUGACAGUGUUCUGCAGAAGUGGGAAUGCCACAGUGAUACGUUGCUUGGCCUAAAGAAUGAGUCUCUGUACCUGGCUGUAAAUGAUAAUGAUGCGCCAGUGAUCUCUAAAAACACUGGAGCGAAGAGCAAAUGGACAAUUCAUGGAACACAAAACAGCAUUUGCUCUAAGCAUUAUGAAGAAAUUUACAGCAUUGGUGGGAAUGCAUUUGGGCGCCCAUGCCAAUUUCCUUUUCUUUAUGAGAAAAAAUGGUAUGCAGAUUGUACCAAGGUUGAUACACAAAAUCAACGUCUAUGGUGUUCCAUUGAGACAGACUACAGUGUCAAUCAGCUGUGGGGCUACUGCCCAACAAAUGACAAUGCUUUCUGGGCCAAACAUCCACUGACAAACGUCUAUUACCAAGUGAAUAGUGGGUCGGCCCUGACAUGGUACCAGGCUAGAAAGAGCUGCCAGCAGCAAGGUGCGGAGCUGCUGAGUGUCUCUGAACCUCACGAACACACCUUUGUAGCAGGAAUUGUCCAGGCGACUCAAAAUACACUAUGGACAGGACUCAAUAAAUUAGAUGUAACCAGUGGAUGGCAAUGGAGCAAUGGACAGCCGUUACGCUAUCUGAAAUGGCUCAGUGGAUACCCAACCACACAACCAGGCUACAGUUGUGGUGUCCUGAAAAAUGCUUUUGGUUAUGAAUGGUCAAAUGAACCUUGUUCUGAAAAACAUGGAUAUGUCUGCCAAAGAGGCCAUUCUGUUCCAACUCGUCCACCAGUGGUGGACACUGGUUUUUGCCAUAGCCCAUGGAUUCCAUAUUCAGGCAACUGUUAUCUCCUUCAUCGCAGCAAGCGACCAUGGCUGGAGGCGCGAGACUCCUGUCUGCGGGAAGGAGGAGACCUGCUGAGUAUCCUCAGCAAAGAAGAGCAAAGUUUUGUCAUCACACAGCUUGGAUACUCGAAAACAGACGAGCUGUGGAUUGGUUUCAAUGACCGUAAAACGCAGAUGCUGUUUGAGUGGAGUGACCAGUCUAGCGUCCCAUUUGCCUCAUGGGAAGUGAGGGAGCCGAGUCACAGUGCUGUCUAUGCGGAGGACUGCGUGUUAAUGAGAGGAGAGGAGGGAAAGUGGGCCGAUGAUAUUUGUGAAAAUAAGUAUGGAUUCGUCUGUAAGAAGAAGGUCAGCUCUAAAGCAUCGAAUAAUGACACAGCUGUCACAAGCCCGGGAUGCAAAACAGGUUGGACCAGGUAUGGGUACUACUGCUACAUAGCAGGAUCUGAGACUAAGACCUUUGAAGAAGCAAAACAGAUGUGUGCAAAAGCUGAUUCUCAACUGGUUGAUAUUUCAUCCAGAGUAGAAAAUGCAUUCCUUGUUAGUCUAGUUGGAGCUCGACCAGAGAAGUACUUCUGGAUUGGAUUGUCAAAUCAGAGGGAUCUGCACACUUUUGAAUGGACCAACACUAAGGAAGUCUCUUAUACUCAUUUCAAUGCUGGGAUGCCAGGAAGAAAACAAGGCUGUGUUGCCAUGACGACUGGACUUGUUGCUGGGCUUUGGGAUGUGCUCAGCUGCUCAAAUAAGGAAAAAUACAUCUGCAAGCAGAGAGCCGAUGGACUAGUUACAACUUCAGCCCCACCAACCACACCUGCUUUGACGUGUCCCGAAGAUUGGGCGCCACUUUUGUCUAGAGACCUUUGUGUCAAGCAUUUUAAUGUACCUAUGAGACAAAUGAAGACUUGGGAUGAAGCUCUUGACUUCUGCCAAGAGCUUGGCGGUGAUCUCCUGAGUAUCCAUCACGAGGCUGAUAUUCCGUGGAAACAAGGAGGAGUGUAUCCAGCAUGGAUUGGUUACAGAAUGUACGAUCCCGCUGUGGGUUUUGUUUGGAGUGAUGGUUCUUCGUCAUCCUAUCAAAGCUGGGCUAGUGAGGAACCAAACAAUAUGAACAACAUGGAAAAUUGUGUUGAAAUGAAAAUUUCAAUUUGGGACAGUGAUGGAGCAUGGAAUGACAUAAACUGUCAAGACAGAAAGGACUGGUACUGUCAGAUCCGAAAAGGAAAGAUACCAAAGGAAGUAAAUAUUACACAGCCAGCUUUUAAUGAAACAGAGGAUGGCUGGAUUCAAUUCAAAGGUAGCCAGUACUAUGUGUCUCAGUACUCAGCAAUUUCUAUGCACGACGCAAGGACAUUCUGUAAGAAAUCACAUGGUGAUCUUGUGGUUAUCAAUGAUGAGGACGAGCGGGUGUUCCUUUGGCAUCAGACUAAACAUUCGCACAAUGAUUAUAUCAUUGGUUUGACAGUUGAUCUGGAUAAGACUUACCAGUGGAUGGAUGGGUCCCCGCUAGUGUUUCAAGCUUGGGAAACAAAUCAGCCUGCUUUUAAAAACAGUGAGGAAAGAUGUGUGAAGAUGACCACAUCUCAAGGACUCUGGGAAACUAUUAACUGUGGUGACGAUUAUAAUUUUGUUUGUAAGCGAAGUCAGUCACCUCCAGUGAAUGCCACGGUGGCCCCUACACAAGAGCCAAAAGGAGGCUGUGCUUCUGAGUGGAAAAGCUUCAAAGGAAAAUGCUACAAGAUGAAAGAAGAAAUGAAAACGUGGACUGAAGCGAGAGAAUACUGCAGAGAGCUUGGUGGAGAUCUGGCGUCUAUUAUGAGCAGACAACAACAAGCCUUUUUAAGCACACUGAUUAGAGAUAAAACCACAGACUUCUGGAUUGGAUUCAGCAAUUUGGCAAGCGGGAGGUUCAAGUGGACAGAUGGGAGUAAAGUUACAUUCACCGAGUGGGCCAAAGGAGAACCUCAAACCUAUUGGCAUUCAUACUAUUGGACAAAAUAUCACUAUUCGGAUGAACAGGAAUGUGUUUUUAUGGGCAAAACGUCAAGCUCUCUCUUUGGCAAGUGGGUGGCAACUGACUGUAAUUCGACUCACGGUUUUAUCUGCAGUCGCAAUGUUGAUCCUGGUAUUGCCCCAGUGCCUACUGAAGUUCCUAAAACCUUUGUCAAUCUCGGAAAUUCAUCUUUCAAAGUGAUUCAAGAGAAUCUAACGUGGAGUGAGGCAAACCGUCGCUGUGAGGCAGAGGGGGCUCAUUUGGCCAGCAUUCGGGAUUUGAUAACACAGGCUUACCUUGAGUUGCAGGUCUAUAGGUCCAAACAGCCCAUGUGGAUCGGUCUCAGCAGUGCAGAGACACAUGGAUAUUUUCUAUGGGCAAAUAAAUGGCCCAUGAAUAUAGAGAAAUGGGCACCUUCUGAACCACGGCCCAACCGCCCUUGUGCAUACAUGAGCAUGGAUGGAGAAUGGAAAACAACGCUCUGCAAUCAAACCUACUAUGCUGUCUGUGAGAAAACAACAGACAUUCCCCCGACCGUUCCAGCACAGCACCCUGGGAACUGCCCACAUGAAAAUGAUGACAGUCCAGUGAGGUGGAUACCUUUCAAAGACAGCUGCUAUGCUUUUAUGACGGACAUGAAAUCAUGGAGCAGAGCAUCUAGACUCUGUAUGACAUGGGGAGCAUCUCUUGUCAGCAUUAGGGAUGAAGGGGAACAGAAGUUUAUAGAGAACAACAUCAUGCUCCUUGAAAGUUACAAAGACUUUUGGAUUGGGCUCUUCCAAACCCAGAAAGGUCACUGGUUAUGGUCAGACAAUACCGUGGUAGAUUACACUAACUGGGCAGCUGUGAUCGACUAUGAAGAUGACUAUCACGACCAUUCUUGGAAUACUGACUGCGCAUUAAUCUCUACCAAAACUAAAAAAUGGAAAAAACAGCAUUGUGAUUACUCAAUGUUAUCAUUUAUCUGCAAAACUGCCAAAGUAAUAAGUCCUACCAUUAAGGCCCCGCAAGAAGGUCCUGAACCUCUCAAGGUCAAUACGGGUUUGGCUGUGUUCUUGAGCAUUGUAGUGAUUGGAUUAUUGGGAGCUCUAGCUUUCUUGUACUACAGAAAUUCAAAAAGACAGUCAUUGCCUACAUUUGAAAAUCCCAUGUAUAAUAACAGAGAUGCUGCUUAUUCAGAUAGUAAAGAUAACAAAUCAUUGAUUGGCAACAUUGAGAUCACUGAAUAGAACUGUUUUAUAAUGUCCAAUUACUUGUGUAGGCUAUAUGUAAGGGAUGGUCAGUCGAUUAUUAUCUUAAAAUAAAAUAAAAAAAUAAAAUAAAAGCAAUGACGGGGGUCCUCAGGGGCCUCAUUUAUAAAAUGUUGCGCAGAAACCAUCCUAAAAUUGAUCUUACAAUCAUUUCUCAUAUAUCCGUACGUACAGAAAACGCCUCUCUUUCAGAUGUGAAAUCUAUGAAUCGCAAAUGAUCUUGAAUUUGCGUGCAGCUGAACAGUUUCAGAUCUCCGCUUUGUAGACAAUGUUUAAUUAAUGUCACUGACUUAUAAAAGAGCACCUGACAAUGUCCAAAUCUUUUACAAGCGGCAAGAAUGGCUUAUAUUUCCAAAAACUUGCAGCACUCGGGAAAACAAAAGUGCGAACGUCUGCUCAGACCCUGACGUGGCACUAAGCUCUUUUCCACGUCAAAGACUGUUUUUAUAAAUAUGAACGUGGCCGUGGAUUUUUGCAUACGCACACUCUACGAUCAAAUCUGUGCGUAUGCACGUUAUUAUAAAUGUGGCCUCAGGUUUAUUUUGCGAUAAUGGCUGUACGUUAUCCUGCUUACUACAUGGCUACUCACCAAAUAUUGAUUUGGGUAGAAAAUAUUUUAUGUUAGAAGAAACAUAGCUAUGUAGAAGCCAGUUGUUAACUAUAAGUUCAGCACUCAUGCCAAAAAUAUCUAACUGCAGAAUGGUGAAAAUGAGCAGUAAGAAUGAAAUAUUCCAAAGAAUCACCAAGAAUCACUUGUUUAAUAUGGCAUUGCCAUUGUUCUGUAUAGUUUUUUUUUUUUUUUUUGAGGGGUUUUCAGACUGUCUUUUAGUUUUUAAGAAGUUUGUGAAUAAGUUGAAUAAGAACUGUCUCUAAAUAAAUAUUUACACUUUGAUAUAUCUGUUUUUGAGCAAACCACCAAUUACACACCAACUGUGCAGUGUGAAUUAGUUUAAGCAUGGAAACAGGAAAACAGGAUAAGUUGACAUGUAAAGAUCAGCUGACAUGGCGGCAUUUUGAGUGUCAGGACAGUGUUGGACCACAAUUUAACUUUUCCAUUUUUAGUUUCAGAAAAUGUUAUGCCCUCUUUGAAUUCAGUGGCAAUUUCAACCAUAAGGAAAUUGUUGUUUUUCCUGAAACACAUUCAAAUAUAGAAGUGUGUUAAAUAAACUUUCUUUUUUGUUUUCAGAACUGUACUGAUUUUAUAUUUAUACUGAAUCUGUGCCCAAAAAGUCCUUCAUAAUAUUGGCAAUGUUACAAUAUGGUCCUAUUAGUUAAUGCAUAAACAGAUAAAAUAAAAGAGAUAAAACUUUCACAUUAUUAAAAUCAAAAGCUGAAAUUAAUAUGAACAAAAAAAAUGCUUUAGAAAUAUUUUUCAUUGUUAAUGUUAACUAAUGUAGUUAACUAAUGUUAACAAAUUGAACCUUACUGUGAAGUGUUACUAUAAUACAUAGUGAGGUAAAUGCACAAUGAGUGCCACAUCUGGGAAAACAAUGCACGAAAACAUCAAAUAGUAAAUCAUACGUGUGCAUUAUUUGUUUAGGAGAACAUUUCAAAGACAAUAUACAGUCAGACCAACUGAAUACAGAAGUACAUCUAUAUUACAGUGCAGCAGUAUCUGUACUCAGUUUUAUCAAUCCAGUAUCUACAAAGGCAUUUAUGAGGUAUAUACAAAUGCAUAGAAACAAUUUUCAAGCUAGAGUGUUGUCACAAACUAAUGCAUAGAGUACUCAGGAAACAUAAAGGUAUCAAGUGUAAAUAAAUGUCAUGGUUCCAGAUGCACUGAGAAUAUGAACAGAUCAGAGAUCAUUGCCAUCUUCCUCUUUUCAUUUCUAAAAAAAAACUGGAAACAAAUCUUUUACCAUGCUUUUGUAAUAAAAUAGGUAUUUUCUGAA